This is a messenger RNA of Erpetoichthys calabaricus (reedfish), 7043 nucleotides long. RefSeq names its product kinesin family member 26Ab (gene kif26ab). Lineage: Eukaryota; Metazoa; Chordata; Cladistia; Polypteriformes; Polypteridae. The coding region runs from base 748 to 6849 and encodes 2033 amino acids. Gene Ontology annotation, molecular function: microtubule binding; ATP binding; microtubule motor activity. Gene Ontology annotation, biological process: microtubule-based movement. The transcript is spliced from 16 exons. The record is from RefSeq and is a predicted model, not a curated record.
CGCUCAGAACAGAGUCGGACUUGAUAUCGGGAUUGAGCGCAGCUUUAUUUUAACUCAUAGAUCACAAAGAUAGAAAGAGACAAAAAGUAAGAUUUUUUUUUCAAUUUAAAGUAGAAUCGGGGAUGCCAAACAUGUAGGCAAGAUUAGUUUUUGAAAGACUCGUGCCACUGGACACCCUACUUGAGCAGCGCCUUAUUCCGCUUGACUUGUUGAGAUGCUCCGUCUAAAGGUGAACACAAUCGCCGGAUCUGCCACGCUCUUCAGGACUCUGUCGAUGUAAUUUUUAAAAAGCGGAGAGUGGAGCCAGGCAGUACACGAAGAGGGAGUGAUUCUGCUGCUCUCUGUUCUGAUUGCACCCUCGUCUGAGACGUGGUGUGCCGAGGGAAAUCGAGCGCGCCUGCCUCGACUCCGACAUACAUAGACUCGCGCACGCACUGCGGAGCGGCCAGUGUGGCACACGCUCGGAACGGGGAAUCUGCUGAUGGAUUGUGCCGCCUUAUUGCGCCUUUGGACCAGCGGACGUGGAGCAGCUCUCUACGGGAACAGACUGCCUUGGUGGGACGAAUAGGAGGGAGGCAGGGAGGAAGUCGAAAGGAAGACAGAGGCUGCCGGGCUUCUGCGAUGUUGGGUGGAUACAGAGACAUCGGACCGGCAAUGGCUGUCAUAAGGAAUACAUGAAUCCCCACCCUGACGCUCAGGGGCACUGGAAUAUAUUUCUAACCCGUUUCUAUUUAACAUUCACGUGUCAUGGCUUUACAAAACACAUCCGACACUUCCAGGGCAAAUAAGAAAAACCCCGGCCUUAUAGAUUUGGGAACUUUCUAUGUGGACUCGGACAUCAUUUUUGGAUUUACGAGUCAUCUUUUAAGAAGGAAAACCAAGGUUGUGGAAGGCUGCUCCACCAAAGAGGCUCCUGUGCCCCUGCCACUUGGUCCACGUAAGAGGCUUCAGUCUGCCGAGGAGGAUCAAUGUGGCAGCCGGCCACCCCCAGAGGGAGCUGGGUCAGUCAGUGUCACCGAGUCCAGCCCCCUUGACAGGAUGGAAGAAAAGGGCAACUGGUGCAAGAAGUGUCAAUUCCGACUGUGUGAGCUGAAGAAGCAGGCGCUGGCGCUGGCAGUCCCGGGUUCCUUUAAGGACCCCGGCUUUGCUGCUUUUCUCUUUGACAAACUACAAGUGCCUGACUCACCGCAGAAAGGCUGGCAUGAGGGCCGCUGUGACAUCUGUGCCACCCACUUCAGCCAGCUGAGACAUGAAGCGCUCCAGAUGGCACAGGCCUUCGCUCAGGCUGAAUGCAGAGAGGCCAUCUUCCCUGUGCCAUCCCACAAGGCCAGCGACACAAGCUUGCUGGCCUUACCCUCCUGUAAGGAUUGGGCCCUGCAAUCUAGCCGGCAGGUGGGUAAGCCUGUCGGCCCCUUAGCAGAGACACAGAGGAAGAAAGCCUGGUUGGAGACUGCCCCCGGUGUGCCCAAGCCAAGCGUCCAGGUGACGGUGGGAGCGGGUGCCCUGAGCAGCACACUCAACUCAGUCACCAUUCAAGCACAGCAGUACCUCGAGGGCAUGUGGAGCAUUUCACGGGUCAACAGCUUCCUGCCUCAGACCUGCCUGGUGCAGGCUUCUGUGGCAGAGACUGGAAAGGAAAGCUAUGGGUUGGAGACCAGCCGUGCCACUCCUGCAGCCAGUGGGCAUGCCGGACCAGAGGUUUCUGGUUUUCUGGCUGCAUCUGGGGUAAGCGCCAGCACAUCUGCUGCUGCUUCCUUCUUCAUUAGGGCAGCACAGAAGCUGAACCUCUCCUCUAAGCGUAAGAAGCACCACCCACCAUUGCCUGCCCCCCAGGAGUCCUCACUCUACCCUACCAACUUCAGCGCCAUCCUGCAGCUGUACCCACCCCCUGCGCCACCAUGCCUUCUGAGAGCUGUGUCAAAAGUCAAGGACAACCCAGGAAUUGGAAAGGUCAAGGUGAUGGUCCGCAUCUGCCCCUCUCAAGGAGGGCAUCACACAUCAGAAUCCAUGUCCUUCCUGAAGGUGGACCCCCGCAAGAAACAGCUAACCUUGUACGAUCCUGCGGCUAGCGGGAACCUCAACUCAGGACACAGGAGGGCAGUCAUCGCAGUGCCAAAGAUGUUCGCCUUUGAUGCAGUUUUCACCCAGGAUGCCUCACAGGCUGAGGUGUGCUCAGGAACGGUGGCUGAAGUAAUCCAGUCAGUUGUGAAUGGUGCUGAUGGCUGCGUAUUCUGCUUCGGCCACGUCAGGCUUGGUAAAACUUUCACCAUGAUUGGGAAGGACAACUCCACCCAGAACCUAGGCAUUAUCCCUUGUGCAAUUUCUUGGCUUUUCAAACUGAUUAACGAGCGCAAGGAGAAAACAGGCACUCGCUUCUCAAUCCGGGUAUCAGCAGUGGAGAUCUGUGGAAAGGACGAGACCCUCAAGGACCUGUUGUCAGAUGUGGCCAGCGGGAGUCUCCAGGAUGGCCAGUCUCCAGGGGUGUACCUCCGAGAGGACCCAAUUUGUGGAACUCAGCUUCAGAAUCAAAGCGAGCUGAGGGCCCCCACCGCCGAGAAGGCUGCCCUCUUCCUGGAUGCCGCGGUCGCUGCCAGGAGCACCAGCAGGGUUGACUGUGAAGAGGAGGACAGGAGGAAUUCACACAUGCUCUUCACCCUGCACAUCUACCAGUAUCGCAUGGAGAAGAGUGGAAAGGGAGGAAUGUCGGGUGGGCGGAGCCGUUUGCACCUAAUUGAUCUGGGAAGCUGCGAGAAAGUCCUGAGCAAGAGUAGAGACGGAGGAGGAGGCCUGUGUCUGUCCUUGACUGCCCUUGGGAAUGUGGUACUUGCUCUGGCCAACGGUGCCAAGCACGUCCCAUACAAGGACAGCAAGCUGACGAUGCUUCUGAGAGAAUCCCUGGGGAACAUCAACUGUAGGACGACCAUGAUCGCCCACAUCUCUGACUUACCAGUCAACUAUGCAGAGACCCUCACCACCAUCCAGCUUGCAUCUCGAAUCCACCGAAUGAGAAAGAAAAAAUCUAAGUAUGCCUCCAGUUCCUCAGGCGGAGAGAGUUCCUGUGAAGAAGGUCGAUCUCGCCGUCCAUCCCAUUUGCGACCGUUCCAUCCCCGCACUGUUGCCCUGGAUCCCGACAUGCCUGUCCUGAGCAUUUCAAGUGACCCUGACUACUCCUCGAGCAGUGAGCAGUCCUGUGACACCGUGAUAUACGUUGGGCCUGGGGGAGCAGCCCUGUCUGACCGAGAGCUCACUGACAAUGAAGGCCCACCAGAAUUUGUCCCCAUCAUCCCCUCACUCAACCGAAAGCGGGUCAAGGACAGCCCUGCUGGAGCCCCCAGGAGUUUUGACCGAGAUCAUUUCAAAUGUAACACUUUUGCCGAGUUACAGGAACGGCUGGAUUGCAUUGAUGGCAGUGAGGAGCCUUCCUCCUUCACGGCCGAGGGAAGCUCGAGUUAUCCUAGGACUGAUGGCGUGCCUUUCAAAUCGUCAAAGGAAGGGGCUGACCCCUAUUUACAGACUAGUGUGCAGGAAGGUCUUUCCCCGAAGAGGCUCUCCCACUCUCCAGCCAGCAACUCUCCUAUCAAGCCCAAGCCUGAACAUUCCAGCUGCUUGGCGGCCCAAUCUGUAGGAGACAGGGGGUCGUUCGAGCAGAACACACGGACGCACGCUGAUGGGGAGAAGUUGCCCGUUUGUGGUGGUCUGCCAAAAGGCACAGCAUAUAAAACUGUGGAUCACACAUGCGAGCCUGUCGUUAGAGAGAAGGCCUACAGCAGGAGACCCCUUCCCAAACCAGCCCCACCACCUCCUCAGCUAAAGGAUGGUCUAGAGUUUGAUGGGGUCAGCAUCACCAGGACUCCACCGGUGGGGAUGAGUCACCAGAGUGGAAAAAUACCUGAACCGCGGUGCAGCCCAGUCCUCAGCAGCAGGCAUCCCAUGAGCAGGAGUCCUGUGGAAAUAAGCCACCUGCGGUCCACCUUAAGGAAUAAAUGUUUCAAUCCAGACAUCUUGACGACUACCGUGACCCUGCAGCAGCCUGUGGAGCUGAAUGGUGAGGACGAGCUGGUGUUCACUGUAGUGGAGGAGCUGUCCAUUGGAGGGGUGCUGAACAGAGGUCGGCCGUCCAGCAUAAUCAGCUUCAACAGUGACUGCUCGCUGCAGGCCCUGGCAUCUGGCUCCCGGCCUGUCAGCAUCAUCAGUAGCAUUAACGACGAGUUUGAUGCUUAUACCUCACAAAUGGAGAAAUGUGGUGCCAACGUAGAUAUGGUGUCCUCGUUUCCCCAAGAAGCUCUGAUCUCUUCCUGCAGCAGGCGCUCUUCCAUUAGCUCCUGGCUGAGUGAAGUGAGCGUGUGCUCCAUGGACGGUAGCAGUGCCCAGUCAUGCAACACUAUGGCCACACAAUCAGGUGGCAUGGAACCGGAAGGUGCCUUCUGUUUGGACGCUCUUGGCAUGCUGCACGGGGAUGUGUUGUCUCCUCAAAUUGUGAAAUGUUCCAUGGACGACAGUGGGUUUUCCUUCUCCGAACUUGACGGUGACAGUGCCACUUCCAGCAAGCUCUCCCUGAAUGUCACCAAGUGCCCAUCAACUCCGGAAUCUACCAAAGUGGCUGCUAGGUCAGGUAAAGCCUCUGCCUGUUCCUUAGACAAAGCCACCACCCUUGGCUUGUCCCAGACCAGCCCGCUCCAUCAAGCUGUUCAUUCCAGUCUUCCCAGGAAAAUGAAAUCUACCUCAGUUUCCCCUCAUAACAGCAGCAGCACUCAGAACUGCCAUGACCUGCAAGAUGAUCCCUGGUUAAUGCGUAUGGAUCAGAACCCAGAAGCCAAAAGCUUUGACUCUGCCACAGCUGGCAAGCUCUACAGAAGUGGAACAAGCCUGCCUGCAAAAAAAACGGCUGUAAACAACAACGGUGGUGGUGCUGUGCCACGUGCCACUUCUAAGAUGCAGCUGUGUUCCUCGUCACAAAGGGUUGUGGAUGGCUGUGAGAAAUCAAGUAAUAAAAAAUCUGAGGUGCCAAGCAAAAUGCCACAGCUGAAGAGAGGCGCUACCACACUUGGCACCGUUCCUGUUAUUCCCAAUCCAUCAUCCACUGACUUCAAGGGAUGCCAGGAUGGGCCGAAUGGGAAUCUCAGAUACUCUUCCUUGGGAAAAAAGGCAACUGUGCAGAAAGCUACUUUGAUCCCAAAGCCCGGUGGCAUCUCCCCUCCGGCACCACCAAUCCGUAAAUCCAGCCUGGAUCAAAAGAACCGGGUUUUGCUGCCUCCCAGUGCCUUAAAAUCUGCGGGUCCAGAUGCAGGAAAGUCCUCCAUGCCCAGACCAGUAGCUGUGUCUGAAGAUGAGCUAGACGUGCGGUCAAAGGCCGAGCUGAGCUACCACAAAUACUCAAGCUUGAAGAUUGACCACGGGUCAACAAAAAUGAGUGGCAGCCUGAAGGCUCGAGCUACCAGGUCCGAGUCAGGCCAGUGUUACGGCAGCCAGAUGUCACUUGAGAGGUGUGACAGCUUGACAUCCGUUGGGUCCAAAGUUAGCCUUUCUAGAGAGAAUAGUGGUGCCAGUCUGGGGCAUAAUGGCAAAGCAGGUCGAUCUGUGCCAAGACUUGGAGUGCCACCAGCUCCUACCUCUCCACCUUCCUGUAUUGCCCCCGGACCACUGGUCAGAGCAGGUCAAGUGAAAGGCAAUGUGAACCCCAAGGUGGUCAAUGGUAAUGGAAGCAAAGCCCGUAGCUUGUCAGCCAGUAGUUCCAAACCUCUGAGUUCUUCCACUAAGUCCCUGACCUCACCAACAGCACGAGGUGCCAACUUACCUCCUAGUGGUAAAGCUCCAGCUCGAUCAGUUCCUGGGGUUAAUGGAAAGCCUGGCAGGGGAACUAUCAUGGGCACAAAGCAAGCCAUCCGUGCAGCCAAUAGCCGAGUGACUGAACUGGCUUCUGGAAGCUCUGGAAAAGUAGGAUCAUUUAGAGGGUCUGGAGAUUCAGACAGCGGGAAUGACAGCGGAGUGAACCUGGGAGAUGACCAGUCACCCAUUCCAAUAUUGCCUUCUCCAUACAGCAAAAUCACUGCCCCUAGGCGGCCACAGCGGUACAGCAGCGGCCAUGGAAGUGACAACAGUAGCAUUCUCAGUGGUGAGCUGCCCCCCGCCAUGGGUCGGACUGCCCUGUUCUACCAUAGUGGGGGCAGCAGUGGCUAUGAAAGCAUGAUCCGUGACAGUGAGGCCACAGGCAGUGCCUCAUCAGCCCACGACUCCAUGAGUGAGAGUGGCAUGUCGUCCUCAGGCCGUACAAGAACAUCCAAGUCGCCAAAGAAGAGAUCGAAUGGCCUCCAGCGGCGGCGCCUCAUUCCUGCCCCCAUGCCUGACACGUCAUCCCUGGGGAGGAAGCCAAGCACGACAGGCCAGUGGGUUGACUUGCCACCUCUGGCUGGGACCCUGAAAGAGCCCUUUGAAAUCAAAGUCUAUGAGAUUGAUGAUGUGGAGCGGCUCCAGAGACAUCGCCUGGAGGAGAGUGCCGAGCCAUUCGAGGAUGUUGAAAAGGGCCUGCUGUACUUCAAUGCAAAACUGAAGCUGCUAGAGCGACGGCAACAACAGAUUAAGGAGCUGAAGAAGAAGCAUGAAAUACUGAAGGAGGAGCUGGAGGGUACAAAGCAGAGGCUGAUGAUGGAUCCCGGCAAGUGGCUAGGAGAGUUCGAAGUUGAUCCGAGUCUGGACAAGGAGUCACAGGAGUACCUAGAGGCCCUGGAGCAGGCCACAGAGGACUUAGAGUAUUGCGUCAACCUAUGCAAGUCGCACGUCAUGAUGGUAACCUGUUUUGACAUCGGUAUGGUCUCCGACGGCCCAGAGGGGCUACGGGAGGUUGAGGUGUGAAGAGCAGAAUGCAAGUGAAUGAGAAAAAAAAAUGGAGGAACACAAGGAAGGACUGCGAGCAGAAGACGUUGAGAAGCGUAAUGCAAAGCCAUUUUUUUGAGGGUAGAGAAGACAGUAUUACCUACAGACACACAAACUGACAGACAGAGUGUCGAGGUGAGUGAACAGCAGGUGACGGGACAUGAAUGUGACGG